AUGUCUCGUGUUUCGUAUCCUAUUGCUAACCUCGUAUUACAGUUUAUGGCAACCGAGAUAAGGAGCGGCAUAAAAACCAAAACUUUAUCCAAGUCUCGGAACCGUCUCACGUCGCUCCCAAAUGAGCUUCUCCUGGAAAUUGCGAAGAACCUUGAUCGCACAGACCUGUCGCGAUUGCUACAGGUUAACCACCACGCUUCUGAUGUACUCACACAAAUCUUUUACGAUGAUGUUGUCCAAGAGCCUGCUGGAUACAAGCCCUAUCUUGAAAUAACAUACAAGAUAUUCACCCAUUCUGUGACUACGGGUAUGCUCGCACCAAUGGUGAAUCUUCUUGUCCGGAAUGUGACUCUUCCACCUCCGAUCAUCAAAGAGGCAAUUCGAAGCGGCCACAUGAACAUUCUGAGUACCAUGCUGCUCCAUGAUGAGCCUGCCGUCCGAGGAACGAUCACGGAAGAAUAUGAAAUAAAUUCUGGCGACGAGUACCCUCUCACAACCGCCGUAAUUACUGGACGAAUUGAGGUGUUCCGCUUUGUUUUGCGUUUCCUCAAUAUCGGGCAUCGCAGCAUCCUGCCAGCCACCCAAGAAGCGAUAUCCCGAAACCGAAUCGCUACUGUCUUUAGGCUCAUGCGCCUUCUCUCGGAUGAACAACUAUCCCUCGCAUUCCACUACGCCUGUAAUGCCAACAGCCCCGGGAUCGCCCGUCAGCUCAUCGCACAAUUACCGACUGCUAAACGGCCAGAAACUGCAACGAAGGGAGUAUCAGCGGCAAUCCGCGGCGGGCAGCCAUACGUACUAAGAUGUUUGAUUGCGCUUGGCGCGGACCUCCACGUUUCCGCCGGACUCGAUCCGGACUCUGGGUGGAGAGAGUAUGCGGAGGAGACGGGGAACCACCUCCAUUGGCUUACUAGUCAAGGAGUACUUGAAUGGCGGAAUAGGCCUGAUCAGCUGCUGGGAAUCUAUCAGGUCCUCCUCACCUCGGGCCUGGAUAUCAACGAAACCAACUCCUAUAACGAUACAAUUCUUAUGACCCUGGCAAGAAACGGACCUAGGAGUAUCGACCGAUCUGACAGGCCUCCGUAUAGGCAGAUGGUGGAGGUGUAUGUCUUGUUCCACAGGUUGCUGAGGUUGAUUCUUUCGAUACCUGGUGUCGAUGUGAACGUGAGAGAUAUCACUGGAGAAACAGCAUUCGGCGUGGCGGUUCGUCAGCGGGAGUAUCAGAUGCAAGACCUGUUGAUCCGUCAUGGGGCAGACACUUCUCUCUGCGUUAGGAAAUAG
Morchella sextelata is the source of this 1278-nucleotide messenger RNA. RefSeq lists its product as uncharacterized. The transcript has a single exon. Gene Ontology annotation, molecular function: protein binding. Lineage: Eukaryota; Fungi; Ascomycota; Pezizomycetes; Pezizales; Morchellaceae. Bases 1 to 1278 code for a protein of 425 amino acids. The record is from RefSeq and is a predicted model, not a curated record.